Cryptomeria japonica (Japanese cedar) is the source of this 792-nucleotide messenger RNA. RefSeq lists its product as uncharacterized. Gene Ontology annotation, molecular function: protein binding. The record is from RefSeq and is a predicted model, not a curated record. The transcript has a single exon. Bases 1 to 792 code for a protein of 263 amino acids. NCBI's taxonomy places the organism in Eukaryota, Viridiplantae, Streptophyta, Pinopsida, Cupressales, Cupressaceae.
AUGUUAAAUUGUGGAGCUCAUGCACUGAUCCAAAACCAAGAGAAACAAACAACCUUACAUGUUGCCUUCGCUCACAGUAAUGAGGAGGAUACAAUAGAGAAGGUGGUAAAAAUUAUGUUGGCCAAGUGUGAUGCAAAGGAACAGUUAGUCAAUGCACAAGAUAGAGAAGGGAAAACCAUUCUUCAUCUCACAUCUUCUCAAGGGAAAGGAAAAAUGUGUAGAUUUAUUCUUGAUAAUGGGGCAAAACCAGAUACCAAAGACAAUUGUGAUCAACAGCCGCCACACUAUGCAGUCAAGGGAAAAAAGGAUGAAGUUAUAGAUGUGCUCAUUAGUAGGAAUGCAAUUGAUAAAGAGACAAUUCAUAUGAUGCAAAGUUGUAAAGACAAGGAUGGGCAAACCCCCAUCAAACUACUGACAAAGAUUUUACCAAUUUUAGAUCAACCUCUUGAAUUAUAUUUUGAUAGUGUGGACAAUGGCAAGCUUUUGCGUGAUUUUGCAUUGAAAGAUAAGACAGAUCUUGUGAGAAAGAUGUUGGAGAGGGGAGUGAUUCCACUAGACGUGGAUGAGGAGGGGAAAUCAGCUUUGCAUUAUGCCACACUGUGUAAAGAUGAUUUUGGGAUGACAGAUACAGUUGAUUUACUACUCAAAUUUAAAGAUAGAAUGAAGCUUAUAUCCAUGUGCGAUAGGAAGGGAAAGACAACUCUGCAUGUAAUAGCGUACAAGGGAUAUUCAUCUCUCGAGGAUAGAAAAGGUAUUUGUAGAUCUUCAAGAUUUAGUAGAUAUAAAAGAUAG